CUCCAUGACGGGUUUUAAUAGAACCAAGCAGCCAAGAAAACUCCAGUCUGGGUUUUGCGUUUCGCGCCAAAUUGAAAGGCCGAGCUCUCGUCUCUUCCUUUUCUUUGUGUACGACUUGUGCACGUUCCUGGACGGGCGUGCAAAAGGAGUUCGAAGUGAGUUGCGUUAUUUGCGGUCAUAGCAACUUGAUACGGCAACCCAAACAGCUGUACACAUCGUACCGUACACAUCGUACCGCAACCAUGUCCGUCCGCGUAGAGUGUGGAUUUUCAAACGACGAGGUGCUGAAUAUUCGUUACCCUCUCCACCGGGCGUGCAGGGAUGGAGACGUUGGUGCUUUGUGUUCGCUUCUUCAGUGCACAACAAACCUAGCGGACCUCAUCACGGAAGACUCCUUCUAUGGCUGGACUCCCAUUCAUUGGGCAGCACAUGUUGGAAAGUUGGAGUGUGUCAUGCGCCUGGUGCAGGUGGGCUGUGAGGUGAACGCCAUGACGACGAGGUUUGCCCAGACGCCCGCCCACAUCGCGGCUUUUGGAGGCCACCCAGAGUGUGUGCUGUGGCUGUUGCAGGCCGGGGCUGACAUCAACAGACAGGACUAUGUAGGUGAGACCCCCCUCCACAAGGCAGCCCGGGCUGGUAGUAUGGAGUGUGUCAACGCCCUCUUGAUACAGAGUGCUAAACCAGACUUAAGGAACGCUAAUGACCUGACGGCGGCAGACCUGGCCCACGCCCAGGGCUUCUGGGAGUGCGCCCAGCUGCUCUCCAACGCUCAAAACCACCUCAACCAGCUCAAUGGUUUCCAUGCCAACGGGGCGCUAAACGGCCACUGCUCCCUCGGCCAAAGCCGGGGUCUCCUCAAAGGGCUGGCCAAUAGAAAGAGGCUUCUGGACGGCAUGGAGCCCAAUCACAUCAAGAAGGCCAGAACAGACGGUGUGGACCUGCCCACGUGGAUGCAGCAUGGCUGCGGGGAGGAGCUGGAGACCAUGUAUAUGGAGUCUGCAGCCCCGGACCCCGUCUCAGAUGACCCCAAAGCCACCAUGGGUCAGAUGAACGGCAACGGUGGGCCACAGAACGGUGCCAUCUCCACCAAUGGCCACAUGCCAACACACCUCAAUGGGGCCAACGCUGCCGUGCUGUCAACCGGCUUCUCGCGAUGGGGAUUGCCGGCCUUGGCUCCUUCCACUGAAAACGGACUGGCGUCAUCGCCGCUAGCGAAUCAGGAGGCGGAGGAGACCCGGCGGCGUUCAGCCCACGAGAUGUGCGGCUCGCUACACCUGACGGGAAGCCCCAGCAGCUGUGUGUCCCACCGGCCCUCCUGGGAGUCCAUGGCCAGCGACCCGGGGGACACCCUGCACUACGGACACUACCAUGGCUUCGGGGACACAGCAGAGGACCUGGCUGAGGAGCACAGCAGCUCGGUGCGCGUGGAGCAGCGUUACGACCAGGCCGUGCUCAGUACCAUGCACUUCUAUCACGGAUCCUAAAUAGGGGGAGGCUGGCCCUUCCCAAAUAAGUAGUCCGUCUAGCUACCUGCCCCGGCGGAGGCACAACUGUGCCUACAGCCGCUAGCCUGCCUUAAAACCCAAUGGUUACCAUAAUAUCGUUGUUGCACUGGGGAUGGAGAGAAGAGACACAUUGGCCCAUCUACCAAAGGGAACAAAUAGCAUUGUUGUUUUUGUAUUUGAUAUUUGAAAUCCUUAUAUUAUUACUGUCUGUUUGUGUUGUAGCGCAAGAUGUGAUUGUGGUAAGCUGAUCCUAGUUUUUCUGGUGAUGGUAUUGCAUUCAAUGCAUUUGUUUGUUUGUUUCUCAAAGGUGCUGGUUAUUAGAAUUAUGAGUUAUGAUAAGACGGCGAUGCCUGAUUUUUGUGUUAGACCAAAAGGCUAAAUGACUUGUGUUUGGCAUGUAGGUUCUGUGCGCCAACACUUAUGUUAAAUCUAUUAUGGCACAAAAAAAGUAUUUUUUUACUGACUUUGUCUACUCGGAGCACUACAAACAAGUAUUUCUCAUUUUUGGGGUUCUACUGAAAUAAAAAUGAGAUCAAAUUGCA
Messenger RNA from Coregonus clupeaformis (lake whitefish), 2047 nucleotides. RefSeq names its product ankyrin repeat domain-containing protein 10-like. The coding region runs from base 243 to 1484 and encodes 413 amino acids. Gene Ontology annotation, molecular function: protein binding. Lineage: Eukaryota; Metazoa; Chordata; Actinopteri; Salmoniformes; Salmonidae. The record is from RefSeq and is a predicted model, not a curated record. The transcript is spliced from 6 exons.